AUGGCCGAUGACGAAGAAUAUGAGGAGGUGGUGGAGUAUUACACAGAAGAGACAGUCUAUGAAGAGGUGCCAGGAGAGACAAUAACAGAAGUCCAUGAAACUACGACAACAAGGACAACCACAUCUGACUAUGAGCAAUCCAAACCAGCGCUGCCACAGCCAGUGUCGGCACAGCCAGUACCAGCCAAGCCCCUGGAGAGGAAGAAGGUUAUCCGGAAGAAAUUGGAUUCUUCGAAGUUCAUGACCCCCUACAUUGCACACAGUCAGAAAAUGCAGGAUCUCUUUAGCCCUAAUAAAUACAAGGAGAAAUAUGAGAAAGCUAAAGGACAGCCAUACGCCAUCACAUCUGAUACCCCAGAACUUCGCCGAAUCAAGAAAGUACAAGAUCAACUCAGUGAGGUUAAGUAUCGAAUUGAUGGCGAUGUUGCUAAAACUAUCUGUCACGUAGACGAAAAAGCAAAGGACAUUGAACAUGCAAAGAAAGUGUCGCAGCAAGUCAGUAAGGUUUUAUACAAGCAGAACUGGGAAGACACCAAGGAUAAGUACCUGCUUCCCCCUGAUGCCCCUGAACUUGUCCAGGCAGUUAAGAACACAGCCAUGUUCAGUAAGAAACUGUACACUGAAGACUGGGAAGCUGACAAGAGCUUAUUUUACCCAUACAAUGAUAGUCCAGAGCUGAGGAGGGUUGCCCAAGCCCAGAAAGCCCUCAGUGAUAUUGCCUACAAAAAAGGUCUUGCUGAACAGCAAUCUCAAUUCACAUCUCUGCCAGAUCCUCCAGACAUAGAGUUUGCUAAGAAAGUGACCAAUCAAGUGAGCAAGCAAAAAUACAAAGAAGACUAUGAAAAUAAAAUCAAAGGCAAAUGGAGUGAGACACCUUGCUUUGAAAUUGCAAACGCCAGAAUGAAUGCUGAUAACAUCAGCACAAGAAAAUACCAGGAAGACUUCGAGAGUAUGAAAGACCAGAUCUACUUCAUGCAGACCGAAACACCAGAGUACAAAGUGAAUAAACAAGCUGGGGUGGCAGCUAGCAAGGUAAAAUACAAAGAAGACUAUGAAAAGAAUAAAGGAAAAGCAGAUUAUAAUGUACUUCCUGCUUCAGAGAACCCACUGCUCAAACAGCUGAAGGCGGCAGGAGAUGCCCUGAGUGAUAAACUAUACAAGGAAAACUAUGAAAAGACAAAGGCAAAGAGCAUAAAUUACUGCGAAACCCCCAAAUUUCAACUUGAUACAGUUCUGCAGAACUUCACUAGUGAUACCAAGUACAAAGAUUCCUACCUAAAGAAUGUUUUGGGACAUUAUGUAGGCAGCUCUGAGGAUCCAUAUUAUACACACUGCAUGAAAGUCACAGCUGAAAACAGCGAUAAAAACUACAAAGCAGAAUAUGAAGAAGACAGAGGCAAAUGCUUCUUCCCCCAGACCAUAACUCAAGAAUAUGAAGCAAUCAAGAAACUAGAUCAGUGUAAAGAUCACACCUACAAAGUCCAUCCAGAUAAGACAAAAUUCACUCAAGUCACUGACUCUCCUGUUCUGGUGCAAGCCCAAGUUAAUUCCAAACAACUGAGUGAUCUGAACUACAAAGCAAAACAUGAAAGCGAAAAGUUCAAGUGCCACAUACCUCCAGAUACUCCUGCCUUCAUCCAACACAAAGUCAAUGCCUAUAACCUGAGUGAUAAUAUCUAUAAGCAAGACUGGGAGAAGAGCAAAGCAAAGAAAUUUGACAUUAAAGUGGACGCCAUUCCCCUGCUGGCAGCCAAAGCCAACAGCCGGAUUGCCAGCGAUGUGAUGUACAAGAAAGACUAUGAGAAAAGCAAAGGGAAGAUGAUUGGAGCCCUCAGCAUUAAUGAUGAUCCCAAGAUGCUGCACUCUUUGAAAACGGCCAAAAACCAGAGUGAUAGAUUAUACAAAGAAAACUAUGAGAAGACAAAAGCAAAGAGCAUGAACUACUGUGAGACCCCCAAAUAUCAACUUGACACUCUGCUGAAGAACUUCAGUGAGGCUAAGUACAAAGAUUCAUAUGUGCAGAAUAUUUUGGGACAUUAUGUAGGCAGCGUCGAGGACCCAUAUCAGAUACACUGCAGGAAAGUUUCAGCACAAAACAGUGACAAAAAUUACAAAGCAGAAUAUGAAGAAGAUAAAGGGAAAUGCUAUUUCCCUCAGACAAUAACGCAAGAAUAUGAAGCAAUUAAGAAGCUAGACCAGUGCAAAGAUCAUACGUACAAAGUUCAUCCAGAUAAGACCAAAUUCACGGCUGUCACUGAUACUCCUGUACUGCUGCAAGCCCAGCUCAACACGAAACAGCUUAGCGACCUGAAUUACAAAGCAAAGCAUGAAAGUGAGAAAUUCAAGUGCAAUGUACCAGCAGAUGCUCCACAGUUUAUCCAACACAGAGUCAAUGCCUAUAACUUGAGCGACAAUAUCUAUAAGCAAGACUGGGAGAAGAGCAAAGCAAAGAAAUUUGACAUUAAAGUGGACGCCAUUCCCCUGCUGGCAGCCAAAGCCAACAGCCGGAUUGCCAGCGAUGUGAUGUACAAGAAAGACUAUGAGAAAAGCAAAGGGAAGAUGAUUGGAGCCCUCAGCAUUAAUGAUGAUCCCAAGAUGCUGCACUCUUUGAAAACGGCCAAAAACCAGAGUGAUCGUGAAUAUCGUAAAGACUACGAGAAGUCAAAAACCAUCUACACUGCACCUCUUGAUAUGCUCCAAGUCACUCAAGCUAAAAAAUCUCAGGAAAUUGCCAGUGAUGUGGACUAUAAGCACAUCUUACACAAUUACAGCUACCCACCCGAUAGCAUCAAUGUGGAUCUCGCCAAGAAGGCUUAUGCACUACAGAGUGAUGUUGAAUACAAAGCCGACUACAACAGCUGGAUGAAAGGCUGUGGCUGGGUGCCUUUCGGGUCCUUGGAAAUGGAAAAGGUGAAGAGAGCUUCAGACAUCCUGAAUGAGAAAAAAUACCGCCAACAUCCAGACACUCUCAAGUUUACCUCGAUUGAAGAUGCUCCGAUUAUAGUACAGUCUAAAAUCAACCAGGCUCAGAGAAGUGAUGUUGCCUACAAAGCCAAAGGAGAAGAAAUUCUUCACAAAUACAGUCUGCCAGCAGACCUGCCCCAGUUCAUCCAGGCUAAAGUUAAUGCCUACAACAUCAGUGAGAGUAUGUACAAAACAGACUUGAAAGAUUUGAGCAAGAAGGGAUAUGACCUGAGAUCGGACGCGAUUCCCAUCAGAGCUGCCAAGGCUGCCAGGCAGGCGGCAAGUGACGUUCAGUACAAAAAAGAUUAUGAAAAAGCCAAAGGAAAAAUGGUUGGCUUCCAAAGUCUCCAAGAUGACCCUAAACUGGUUCAUUAUAUGAAUGUGGCCAAGAUCCAGUCAGACCGGGAGUUUAAAAAAGACUAUGAAAAGACAAAGACGAAAUACAACACGCCACAUGAUAUGUUCAAUGUUGUGGCAGCGAAGAAGGCUCAGGACGUUGCCAGCAAUGUCAAUUACAAGCAUUCGCUCCAUCAUUACACCUACCUGCCUGACGCCAUGGACCUGGAGUUGUCUAAAAACAUGAUGCACAUACAGAGUGAUAAUGCCUACAAGGAAGACUAUAACACCUGGAUGAAAGGCAUAGGCUGGAUACCUAUUGGCAGUCUGGACAUAGAAAAAGUUAAGAAGGCGGGUGAUGCCUUGAAUGAAAAGAAGUACAGACAACAUCCAGACACCCUCAAAUUUACCAGCAUUGUGGACUCCCCAGUUAUGGUCCAGGCAAAACAGAACACAAAGCAAAUCAGUGAUGUCUUAUACAAAGCUAAAGGAGAAGACGUGAAGCAUAAAUAUACUAUGAGUCCUGAUCUUCCUCAGUUUCUCCAGGCCAAGUGCAAUGCUUACAAUAUAAGUGAUGUCUGUUAUAAACGGGACUGGCAUGAUUUAAUAGCCAAGGGCAACAAUGUGCUGGGUGACGCUAUUCCCAUCGCUGCAGCCAAAGCUUCCAGAAACAUUGCUAGUGAUUAUAAAUACAAGGAAGCUUAUGAGAAGUCAAAGGGAAAGCAGGUGGGUUUUAGAAGCCUCCAGGAUGAUCCCAAGCUGGUCCAUUAUAUGAAUGUGGCAAAGUUGCAGUCAGAUCGUGAAUACAAGAAGAACUAUGAGAACACCAAAACCAGCUACCAUACCCCUGGGGACAUGGUUAGUAUUACUGCUGCAAAGAUGGCCCAGGAUGUUGUCACCAACGUCAACUACAAACAGCCGAUACAUCAUUACACAUACCUACCCGAUGCCAUGAGCCUCGAGCAUACCAGGAAUGUGAAUCAAAUUCAGAGUGAUAAUGUAUAUAAAGAUGAGUAUAACAACUUCUUCAAAGGCAUUGGAUGGAUCCCUCUUGGUUCUCUAGAGGUUGAGAAGGUCAAGAAAGCAGGUGAUGCUUUAAAUGAGAGGAAGUAUCGACAGCAUCCAGAUACCAUCAAGUUCACAAGUGUGCCUGAUUCCAUGGGCAUGGUUUUGGCUCAGAAGAACACAAAGCAGCUAAGUGAUUUGAACUACAAAAUAGAGGGAGAAAAGCGGAAGCAUAAGUACACUAUGGACCCUGAAUUGCCUCAGUUUAUUCAAGCCAAGGUCAAUGCCUUCAACAUGAGUGAUUCUCAUUAUAAAGCAGACUGGAAGAAAACUCUUGCUAAGGGCUAUGAUUUGAGACCAGAUGCCAUUCCAAUUGUUGCUGCAAAAAGUUCAAGGAAUAUUGCUAGUGAUUUCAAGUAUAAGGAGGCUUAUGAGAAAGCCAAAGGCAGGCAAAUUGGAUUUCUCAGUCUUCAGGAUGAUCCUAAACUGGUUCAUUACAUGAAUGUAGCCAAAAUGCAGUCAGAUCGUGAGUACAAAAAGGGCUAUGAAGCCAGCAAGACCAGGUAUCACACACCCUUGGACAUGUUCAGUGUGACCGCAGCCAAGAAAUCUCAGGAGGCUGUUACCAACACGAACUACAAACAGCCCUUCCACAGCUACACUCUGCUGCCUGAUGCCUUGAAUGUGGAGCAUUCCAGGAAUGCAAUGCAGAUCCAAAGCGAUAAUCUAUACAAAUCCGACUUCACCAACUGGAUGAAAGGGAUCGGCUGGGUCCCCAUAGAGUCACUGGAGGUGGAGAAGGCCAAGAAAGCAGGAGAUAUACUUAGUGAGAAGAAGUAUCGCCAGCAUCCUGAGAAGCUGAAGUUUACCUAUGCCAUGGACACAAUGGAACAAGCACUUAACAAAAGUAACAAACUGAAUAUGGAUAAGAGGCUCUACACUGAAAAGUGGAACAAAGACAAGACCACCAUUCAUGUCAUGCCAGACACUCCAGACAUCUUACUUUCCAGAAUGAACCAAAUCACCAUGAGUGAUAAACUGUACAAAGCUGGCUGGGAAGAAGAGAAGAAGAAAGGAUAUGACCUGAGGCCUGAUGCCAUUCCAAUAAAGGCUGCAAAAGCCUGUAGAGACAUUGCCAGCGAUUACAAAUACAAGCAAGCCUAUGAACAAACCAAAGGGAAACACAUUGGCUUCCGGAGCCUAGAGGACGACCCCAAGCUGGUGCACUUCAUGCAGGUGGCCAAGAUGCAGUCUGACCGGGAGUAUAAGAAGGCAUAUGAGAAAUCUAAGACGUCCUUCCACACCCCAGUGGACAUGUUAAGUGUGGUGGCAGCCAAGAAGUCUCAGGAAGUGGCCACCAAUGCCAACUACAGAAAUGUGAUCCAUAACUACAACAUGCUUCCGGACGCCAUGGGCUUUGAAUUGGCCAAAAAUAUGAUGCAGCUUCAAAGUGAUAAUCAGUACAAAGCUGACUAUGUUGACUUCAUGAAGGGCAUUGGAUGGCUCCCUCUGGGCUCCCUGGAGGCUGAGAAAAACAAGAAAGCCAUGGAGAUUAUCAGUGAAAAGAAGUACCGCCAGCACCCAGACACUUUGAAGUAUUCCACUUUGAUGGACUCAAUGAACAUGGUUUUGGCCCAGAAUAAUGCAAAAAUUAUGAAUGAACAUCUCUACAAACAAGCAUGGGAGGCUGAUAAGACCAAAGUCCACAUUAUGCCCGAUAUCCCCCAGAUUAUUUUGGCAAAGGCAAAUGCAAUUAAUAUGAGUGAUAAACUCUACAAACUUUCUUUGGAAGAAUCUAAAAAGAAAGGCUAUGAUCUCAGAACUGAUGCAAUUCCUAUCAAAGCUGCCAAAGCCUCAAGAGAUAUUGCAAGUGAUUAUAAAUACAAAUACAAUUAUGAAAAGGAAAGGGGGAAAAUGGUUGGUUUCCGUAGUCUUGAGGAUGAUCCCAAAUUAGUCCAUUCCAUGGAAGUGGCUAAGAUGCAGUCUGAUCGGGAGUACAAGAAAAACUAUGAGAAGACAAAGACCAGUUAUCAUACUCCUGCUGACAUGCUCAGCGUCACGGCUGCCAAGGAUGCCCAAGCCAACAUCACCAACACCAACUACAAGCACUUGAUUCACAAGUACGUCCUUCUUCCAGACGCCAUGAGCAUUGAGUUGACCAGGAACAUGAAUCGCAUACAGAGUGAUAAUGAAUACAAGCAGGACUACAAUGUGUGGUACAAAGGACUUGGUUGGAGUCCAGCUGGUUCCCUAGAAGUGGAGAAUGCCAAGAAAGCGACUGAAUAUGCCAGUGAUCAGAAAUACCGCCAGCAUCCUAGCAACUUCCAGUUCAAGAAGCUGAAUGACUCUAUGGACAUGGUUCUUGCCAAGCAGAAUGCACAUACCAUGAACAAGCACUUAUAUACCAUUGACUGGAACAAAGAUAAAACCAAGAUUCAUGUGAUGCCAGAUACACCAGAUAUUUUACAAGCCAAGCAGAAUCAAGCUAUGUAUAGCCAGAAACUCUAUAAACUUGGAUGGGAAGAAGCUUUGAAGAAAGGAUAUGAUCUCCCAGUUGAUGCAAUUUCUGUGCAGAUGGCCAAAGCUUCAAGGGACAUUGUUAGCGAUUUUAAAUACAAGCAAGGCUACCGCAAACAACUUGGCCACCAUAUUGGAUUCCGGAGUCUGGAAGAUGAUCCAAAGCUUGUAUUGUCCAUGAAUGUAGCCAAAAUGCAGAGUGACAGGGAAUACAAGAAGGACUUUGAGAAGUGGAAGACCAAGUUCAGCAGCCCAGUGGACAUGUUAGGAGUCGUGCUGGCCAAGAAAUGCCAGGCCUUAGUCAGUGAUGUGGACUAUAAGAACUACCUGCAUCAGUGGACGUGCCUGCCUGACCAGAAUGAUGUUAUUCAAGCUAAAAAAGUUUAUCAACUACAGAGUGAGAAUCUGUAUAAGUCUGACCUUGAGUGGCUGAGAGGCAUAGGAUGGAGUCCCCUGGGUUCUUUGGAGGCAGAAAAGAACAAACGGGCUUCAGAUAUCAUCAGUGAGAAGAAAUACCGUCAGCCUCCAGACAGGAACAAGUUUACCAGCAUUCCUGAUGCCAUGGACAUAGUUUUGGCAAAGACAAAUGCCAAAAAUAGGAGUGACAGACUUUAUAGAGAAGCUUGGGACAAGGACAAGACUCAGAUCCACAUCAUGCCUGAUACACCUGACAUUAUUCAGGCUAAAGCAAACUUAAUCAAUACAAGUGAUAAACUCUACCGAAUGGGUUAUGAGGAAUUGAAGAAAAAAGGUUACGAUCUCCCCCUUGAUGCCAUACCAAUCAAAGCAGCAAAAGCAUCCCGAGAAAUUGCCAGUGAAUACAAGUACAAGGAAGGCUUUCGCAAGCAACUUGGCCACCAUAUUGGAGCCCGGGACAUCAAAGAUGACCCUAAGAUGAUGUGGUCCAUGCACGUGGCCAAGAUCCAGAGUGACAGGGAGUACAAGAAGGACUUUGAGAAGUGGAAGACCAAGUUCAGCAGCCCAGUAGACAUGCUGGGGUUGGUGCUGGCCAAGAAGUGCCAGACCCUGGUCAGUGAUGUGGACUAUAAGAACUAUCUACAUCAGUGGACAUGCCUGCCUGACCAGAAUGAUGUCACCCAUGCUCGGCAGGCCUAUGACCUCCAGAGUGAUAAUUUGUACAAGUCUGACCUUCAGUGGCUAAGAGGCAUUGGCUGGCUACCCAGUGGCUCUCUUGAGGAUGAGAAGAACAAGAGAGCUUCCCAGAUUUUGAGUGAUCAUGUUUACCGUCAGCACCCAGAUAAAUUCAAGUUUUCAAGCCUUAUGGACUCCAUCCCAAUGGUUUUGGCAAAAAACAAUGCUAUUACCAUGAACCAUCGCCUCUAUACAGAAGCUUGGGAUAAAGACAAAACCACUGUCCACAUUAUGCCAGAUACUCCUGAAGUUUUACUAGCUAAACAAAACAAAAUAAAUUACAGUGAGAAACUGUAUAAACUUGGCCUAGAAGAAGCCAAAAAGAAAGGCUAUGAUAUGCGGUUGGAUGCCAUUCCCAUUAGGGCAGCCAAGGCCUCCAGAGACAUUGCAAGUGAAUUCAAGUACAAAGAAGGCUAUCGUCAGCAGCUUGGCCAUCACAUUGGUGCCCGAGCAAUACAUGAUGAUCCUAAAAUGAUGUGGUCCAUGCACGUGGCCAAGAUCCAGAGUGACAGGGAGUACAAGAAGGACUUUGAGAAGUGGAAGACCAAGUUCAGCAGCCCAGUGGACAUGUUGGGGGUUGUUCUGGCCAAGAAGUGCCAGACCUUAGUCAGUGACAUAGACUAUAAGAACUACCUGCAUGAAUGGACAUGCCUGCCUGACCAGAACGACGUCAUCCAUGCUCGGCAAGCCUAUGAUCUCCAGAGCGAUAAUAUGUACAAGUCGGAUCUCCAAUGGUUGAGAGGCAUCGGCUGGGUUCCUAUUGGCUCUUUGGAUGUGGAAAAAUGCAAAAGGGCAUCUGAAAUUUUGAGUGAUAAAAUCUAUCGCCAACCUCCAGACAGAUUCAAAUUUACCAGUGUGACUGAUUCUUUGGAACAAGUGUUAGCCAAGAAUAAUGCCAUUAACAUGAACAAGCGUUUAUACACGGAAGCAUGGGACAAAGACAAGACCCAGAUCCACAUCAUGCCAGACACACCAGAAAUUAUGUUGGCAAGAAUGAACAAAAUCAACUACAGUGAGAGUCUGUAUAAACUUGCCCAUGAAGAAGCAAAGAAGAAAGGCUAUGACCUGCGAAGCGAUGCCAUCCCAAUCGUGGCAGCCAAGGCCUCCAGGGACAUUGCCAGUGAUUACAUAUACAAAGAUGGUUACCGCAAGCAACUUGGCCACCACAUUGGAGCCCGGGACAUCAAGGAUGACCCCAAGAUGAUGUGGUCCAUGCAUGUGGCCAAGAUCCAGAGUGACAGGGAGUACAAGAAGGACUUUGAGAAGUGGAAGACCAAGUUCAGCAGCCCAGUGGACAUGUUGGGGGUUGUUCUGGCCAAGAAGUGCCAGACCUUAGUCAGUGACAUAGACUAUAAGAACUACCUGCAUGAGUGGAUAUGCCUGCCUGACCAGAACGACGUCAUCCAUGCUCGGCAGGCCUAUGACCUCCAGAGCGAUAACAUCUACAAAUCAGAUCUCCAGUGGCUGAGAGGUAUUGGCUGGGUCCCCAUUGGGUCUGUGGAUGUGGUCAUGUGCAAGAGAGCUGCGGAGAUACUGAGUGACAACAUCUACCGCCAGCCUCCAGACAAGCUGAAAUUCACCAGUGUGCCUGAUUCCCUGGAGCAGGUGCUGGCCAAGAACAAUGCCAUCAAUAUGAACAAGCGUUUAUACACAGAGGCCUGGGACAAAGACAAGACUCAAGUUCAUAUAAUGCCUGAUACCCCAGAGAUCAUGUUGGCAAGGCAGAACAAACUCAACUACAGCGAGACUCUGUAUAAACUCGCCAAUGAAGAAGCAAAGAAGAAAGGCUAUGACCUGCGAAGCGAUGCCAUCCCAAUCGUGGCAGCCAAGGCAUCCAGGGACAUUGCCAGUGAUUACAUAUACAAAGAUGGUUACCGCAAGCAACUUGGCCACCACAUUGGAGCCCGGGACAUCAAGGAUGACCCCAAGAUGAUGUGGUCCAUGCAU
Hyaena hyaena (striped hyena) is the source of this 9921-nucleotide messenger RNA. RefSeq names its product nebulin. The record is from RefSeq and is a predicted model, not a curated record. NCBI's taxonomy places the organism in Eukaryota, Metazoa, Chordata, Mammalia, Carnivora, Hyaenidae. The annotation marks the transcript as partial. Gene Ontology annotation, cellular component: Z disc. The transcript has 67 exons. Gene Ontology annotation, molecular function: actin filament binding. Gene Ontology annotation, biological process: cardiac muscle thin filament assembly.